Dicrocoelium dendriticum is the source of this 3630-nucleotide messenger RNA. Lineage: Eukaryota; Metazoa; Platyhelminthes; Trematoda; Plagiorchiida; Dicrocoeliidae. The record is from the annotation of a GenBank genome assembly.
AUGUACAUAAAGAAAGUGAUCAUCCAGGGUUUCCGCAGCUAUAGGGAUCAGACAUGUCCGGAAGAGUUCAGUCCACACCACAAUAUUAUUGUCGGCCGAAAUGGCUCCGGAAAAUCUAACUUCUUUCAAGCCAUCCAGUUCGUGCUAUCAGAUGAAUACAGCCACCUUGGCAAUCAAGAGCGACAAAACCUGUUACACGAAGGAACGGGCCCCAGGGUCAUAUCAGCCUAUGUGGAAAUGAUAUUUGACAAUUCGGAUAAUCGUAUUCCGUUUGAUAAAAGCGAAGUUUCCCUUCGUCGGAUAAUAGGCAGCAAGAAAGACCAGUACUUUCUUGACAAGAAGAUGGUUACGAAGGCCGACGUCAUGAAUAUGUUAGAAAGCGCUGGUUUCUCACGCAGCAACCCGUACUAUAUCGUCAAGCAGGGAAAAAUCACACAGUUGGCAACGGCACCGGAUACUCAAAGAUUGAAGCUGUUGCGCGAAGUGGCCGGCACGAGAGUUUACGAUGAAAGAAAGGAGGAGAGUAAACAAAUUUUUAAGGAUUCAGAGGCAAAACGCGAACAAAUAUCGGAACUGCUCAACAGCAUCGAAGAUCGUUUGCGCACUCUCGAAAGCGAAACCAAGGAGUUAAAAGAGUACCAGCGCUGGGAUCGUGACCGUCGGGCUCUCGAAUAUACCAUCUAUGAUCGUGAGCUGAAAGAGACACGAAAGAAGUUGGAUGAGAUUCAGUCUCGUCGUGAGCAAAGCAGUGAAAGUACCGCUGAGAUUCGUCGAGCCGCCAAGGAGUGCGCGGACCAAAUCGAGCGUCUGGAAAGAGAUCUGCGCGAUAAUCGUCUUAAAGAGGCUCAAAUGCAGGAUGAAGUGGAACAAGUUCAGGCUUCCGUUAGCGAUGUUCUUCAGCGGCGUGAGCAACUGCAGCUAACGAUUGCGGAUUAUUCAGCCACUCUGCGUGGUGGCAAAUCCGUACGAGAACGUGCAGCCGAUGAGCUCAAUCGAGUGCGCGAACAGAUUGGUCUCGUGGAAAAACGUUUGGCAGAGCUUCGUCCGCAGUACAAAAAAGCGAAACAGUAUGAAGAUGAGCUGGCGAACACCCUCAGUGAUGCGGAACAUCGCAGGAAGGAACUCUAUGCCAAACAAGGUCGCGUGAAUCAGUUCCAGUCACGCAGCCAGCGUGAUGCUUGGAUGAAAGAACAGAUGAAAAGUUUGGCCAAAGCCAUCAAAGAUAAAGAGAACACCAUAACCAAACUGACAGAAGAGAUUAGUGGAGACGACGAACGUCUGGCGAAAUUGCAGCAAGAUCUCGAAGUGGCAGAGGAAAAUAUGAAUUGUGUUCGAAAAGAGUUAGAGACGGUCGCAGAGGAACAGCGUCGCCUUCGUCGAGAGAAGGAUGAGAUUCAAACCGAUCGUCAAACCGUCUAUCGGGAAGAGACACGGAUCGCCCACGAAUUGAACAACUCCCGCGAUGAACUGGCUCGAACUGAGCACAAUCUCCGCUCCAUCACCGGAAAAGCUAUCCUAAGUGGCUUGGACUCCGUUCGCAAGGUCAUUGAGAUCUUUCGCGAUCGUUACGGAUCCGAAUGCGAUAUCGUACAGGGCUAUUUUGGAACCCUUAUCGAGUUGAUCGAUUGUCCGGAGACCUUUUACACCAGCGUGGAGGUCACCGCAGGCUCCCGCCUUUUCUACCAUGUAGUGCAAAAUGACAAGCAAGUCAUUCGCAUCAUCGCGGAGAUUAACAAACACAAUUUGCCCGGAGAGGUUCAUUUUCUGCCUAUAAACCGCUUAUUUGUCCAAGAAUCACAUUAUCCCGAGACGAACGACGCUAUUCCGAUGAUUUCCAGACUCAACUUCGACGAUAAAUUUCGCUCAGUGAUGUUGCAUAUUUUCGGCAAAACGCUGAUCUGUCGAAGCAUAGAAAUCGCGACACAGCUGGCCAGAACUAAAAACUUUGAUUGCAUCACUUUGGAUGGAGACCAGGUAUCUCGCAAGGGCACCCUGACAGGCGGUUACUACGACAAUCGUUUGUCUCGCUUGGAGUUGCAGAAACGUAAACAAAAGACGGAGAUGGAGAUACAAGAGACGGAGAAUGUGCGGGAGAACAAUGCGAAGAGAAAGGAGCAAGUGGACGCGCAGAUUAAUCGCAUCAUUGAUGACAUUCAACGCAAAGACACAGUUCGGUCAAAACAUGAAAUGACUUUUGACAAGUUGAAGAAGGACAUGCAUAUGUGGAAGGAAGAACUUCGGGCGAAGAAGGAGGCCAAACCAAAAAAGGAGGCUAAACUAUCCUCUCUUCGGCACGAUUUGGAUCAGAUGAAAUACACCAUGGAGUCAUACAAGAAAGAAAUGGGUACCGAUUUACUCAGUCAGUUGUCUGUCCAGGAGCAGCGUGAAGUGGACCGGCUGAAUGACAAAAUCCAAGAAUUGACUCGCGAAGCCAAGGAAGCAUAUAGACAACGUAUUACCCUUGAAACCGAAAAGAAUGAGAAAGAAACGCUCUUGGAGCACAAUUUGCUACGCAAACAGGAGCAGCUGGAGACCGAAUUUGCCGAGGCAUCCGAGCACGACUUACAAGAUCGAUUGGCAGAAGCCGAGGAUGAGUUGCGCGAGGUUGAACGGCGCAUUGAAGCCGCCCAACGCACAGUCGACGAGGUGGAGACUCGUUUAGCUAAUCUACUCAAUGAGCAACAACAACUGGAAGCUGAACGAGAACGAAAGAAGCAGGAGGAGAAGGAGUACGCUGAACGCAUCCAAGAAGAUCAACAGAAUCUUGAAAAACUGCAGUCGAAACAGAGCCAACUGCUGAAAAAGAAAGAAGAGAAUUUAAAGAAGAUUCGCGAUCUGGGGUCACUACCGGCAAACGCCUUUGACAAAUUUCACGAUAAAAGCAUGAAACAACUGUUCAAACUAUUGGACGAAGCCAAUCGGGAACUGAAACGUUACAGCCACGUGAACAAAAAGGCCUUGGACCAAUUCGUCUCGCAUUCGGAAGAGAAGGAGAAAUUACUCAGACGGAAGGAUGAGCUAGACAAAGGUUGUCAAGCGAUCAAAGAUUUAAUGAACGCGCUAGAUCAUCAGAAAUACGAGGCGAUUCAGCUGACGUUCAAGCAGGUAUCCAAGAACUUUCAGGAUAUUUUCAAGCGUCUUGUACCCGAAGGGCGCGCGGAAUUGGUCAUGAAGAUAGGAGCCCGGGAGAACGAUGAUAGUAGUGACGAGGAUACUGAAGGCGGCGAUGCUCCUCCUCCCAAUGUGGAGCGCUUCACCGCGGUUGGAAUUCGCGUCAGUUUCACCGGUGACUCCGCGGAUAUGCGCGACAUGAAUCAGCUCUCUGGUGGACAAAAAUCGCUGGUAGCUCUCACAUUAAUUUUCGCCAUCCAGAAGUGCGAUCCAGCCCCAUUUUACCUGUUCGACGAGAUUGACGCCGCCCUAGACGCCCAGUACCGAAAAGCGGUUGCUGACAUGAUCCGGGACCUCAAAUCCGAGGCCCAGUUCAUCACAACCACCUUCCGACCAGAGUUGUUGGAAUCCGCCGAGAAGUUUUACGGUGUCAAGUUUCGCAAUAAGGUCAGCCACAUUGAAUGUGUGACCAAGGAGGAAGCGCUUGACUUUGUCGAGGAUGACCAGACUCACGGAUGA